Molecule: messenger RNA, 2306 nt
Organism: Amphibalanus amphitrite
Lineage: Eukaryota; Metazoa; Arthropoda; Thecostraca; Balanomorpha; Balanidae
Exons: 3
Coding region: 94-1242 (382 amino acids)
Source: RefSeq, a predicted model, not a curated record
AUUAGAAGUGUUACUGGUAUGAACUAAUAAUCAUGAUAAUACCUAAUGUUACGUUACUGAUUGCUGUCUAACGCUGCUUUUAUCUACUUUAUUAUGCAGCCAUACAAGAGAAGCCCUUCAGCUUCCGAUGGGGCCGACGAAUCCGUCCAGCCUGGCGGCAACGGGUCGGCCAGAGCUCCACCCCUGCAGCUGACUGAUGACGACAUUGACAGCCUGCAGCUCUCUGAGGAGUGUCGCCGAAUGGCCAUCUCGGAUCCCGGGAGCCUGGUCCCUCCCUUUCCUCCUCUGCCCCUGCCUGUCUGUGCACCUCAUCAGUUUGUAUCUGAAAUAUACUCUUCCAGUCCACCAGUGGAUGUCAAGAAUUUAACCCCAAGCCUCCGGUCACCUAUUGCCAUCCAGCCCAAGCCGGUGGCCAGUACUGAGCAUCACCGUCUUAACUCUUCGUCUGACCCCAAGUAUGACCCUCUCACUCCCUCACUUUCCCCGCCCUUCAUUCCACCGAACGAGCUGGAAGAGUCGAACACGGUUAACCCUACAGCAGACGUAACAUCACCAAAAUCAACCGACUUAGAACCAAAAUGGGACCAUUUCGCCGUCGACUCCAACAGACAGUCCGACGAGUCUUCCAUCGAGCUCAUCCCAUCGCCGGACGUUUCGUCGAAAGCCACUGCCCGCGCUCCUCCCAGUCCCGUCGUUCUCGACGAGGACCUCCGCGGCAUUAACGGAAACGGCGGCGGUGGGAACAGCUCACCGGAAGUACUGAACGGAGGUGACGGGAAGGACAGUUCAUUCGAGGUCGUGGCUCCGGUCCGUCUGCGACUGUGGCAGGGUGAGGAGCGUCUACGGACGGAGGCAGUAGCCGGAGGCACGGUCCACCUCACUACUUGUCGUCUGUUCCGGAUGUAUGAUGACCAGCCGCACCGGCAACUAGCCGUGCCCUUCCACCGGAUUGACAGGCUCCGGUACGACCGGAGCGACACCCGACUCGAGGUCGUCUGUGUGGAUAAUUCUACGUUUACACUGGACUUCUUGAACGCCUCCGUCCGGGAGGUGUGGGUCAACCUGCUCGACAACGAGAUUCUCCACAAAUGCGACACAAUCACUGGUCCGUUCAGCCACCUGCUGCAGCCGCCCAGUGACGACCCCGAGAUUCAGCUGCCCGACAUCCGCUCGGCAUUCGUCAGGGACAACGAGUCGGAGGCUACGGGACUGCUCAGAAAGACACGUCGGUCACGGGACUGAACGAUGAUAACUGAAUUCUGAAUGACAUGGCGGGCGGUUUUCAACGAGAGCUUGCGACGGACGGGCUUAGUCAACUCUACAAAACGACCGGAUGCCGCAUGACGUGUAGAGUUCAAACUCUUGACCAUACCUACACCAGCAAAGUGUCGAACUAGCAAACAUCGCAUCACCAGGCAUCCUCAGUGACAGAUGAAGCGACAAUAACCAUUUCGAACGUCCGCCCGGCAGCAAAAAAAAAAAACGUGCAGCUGUAUUGCGGGCUAGCCUACCCGGUCAGGCAUGUAAUGCGGUACAGCCUACCCAGCCAGUGAAACUGUCUAGUCGCAGGCGCGAGUUCGCAGCAUUUGUGUAGGCAAUUGUAUGGUGUUUUGCAUUGCGAUUACACAUAUCCGAGCCUGUGACAGCCAUUAGUGCCUUUUUUCAUGAUGUAACGUCUUUUUCUGACCUACAUAACUGACAAUAGGUAUAUAUGUCCUCUCUUUGUUCUGAUGAGGCGAAUUAUUUACAGCUAAAUAAGUAAUAACGCUUUUACGUGCGCAUGAUUUGUGACAUUUGUAGGCACCUAUUGUGCACAUCACUGAAAAUACUCAAGACUGAUUGCAUGCGUGUCAUCCUAUUCUCAUCAACUGCGCAAUAAAACUGAGUACGGUCAUCCAGGUAUGUUCCACUUUUGCGCGGGUCAAGUCCCCGUUCCCCCGCAUGCAUUCUGAAUGGAUCGUGGUAUAGCGUUAGCGCUCUGAUCUGCACAACUUUAAAUGUCUAUCACGGUUACUCUUGCAACGAUGUGAGUGAAUAUUUCAACAGUAUACAUCGUAUAAAUUAAACCGUAAGGAUCGUAUACCUGAGCGUUCUCACGAUAUUUUUGCGUGUUUUAAGUUCUGUUCAGUAGUUAGGUAUUUCGGAUCAUGUGACUGUGUCUCUCCCCUUUCACCCAUAAUGAAGCUCGCGGCACUUGAGAGUGGAAAAGCGGAAUGAUUUGACAUCCAUAUUUCCAACGAUUGAUUCACGAGUAUGAAGUUAAUUGCAGCCCACUUUCGUCGAUAAUAAAGACAUCAAUCUGCUCA